AGUAAAUUUAUAGAGAGGGAUAAAGGGUUAAACCAUUUUUUUUAUGACACACAAUUUGGUAAUGGAGAGUACUAGUUGGAAAUCUAAUGAGAUAUCACCAAAUUGUCCAAGAUGUGGUUCAUCCAACACAAAAUUCUGCUACUACAACAACUACAGCUUAACACAACCAAGAUACUUUUGCAAAGGAUGUAGAAGGUAUUGGACAAAAGGUGGGUCCCUCAGAAAUGUCCCUGUUGGUGGUGGCUGUAGAAAAAACAGAAGAGGUAACAACAACAACAAAAUCUUAAGACAAUCCUUUGAUUCUCUCACUUUCAAAAAUUCACCAAAUUGUGACACUUCUUCAGAUAACAACAACAAUAUCUCAAUUGGUCAUUGUUAUGAUCCUAUGAUGAGAAAUAUUACUAAUGUUUCAUCUUCUAGCUCCUCACCCAAUAUUGAUCUUGCAUUAGUUUAUGCAAAUUUUCUUAAUCAAAAGCCUAAUUGUGAAAAUUCAAAUCAAAUUCAAACAACAUCUUUUGAUAGUCCUUCUCUAGAAAAUUCAAUGCUAUCACCAUCCAAAAUUGUGACACAUUUUAGUGAAAGUAAUAAUAAUCAUGAAAUGUAUUGUAGUGAGUUCAAUUCUAUGCAGAGCUUUCAGAAAGAUGAUAGAAUUGAUCAUCAACAACAAUGUAGUAAUAUUCAUGAUGAUGAUGGUGGUGUGAAUUUUGAGCUGCCACCUUUGCCAGGUGAAGAGGAAUCAUCAGCACAUGAUGAUGUUUUGUGGUCCAAUUCUGAUGAAAUAAUGAUGAACCUUCCAUUUCAAGUCACUCAACAACCAACACCACUUCUUGGACCUGAAAUUGAUCAUGAUGCUGACUUGUUGAAUAUUGGUAACUGGUGCCCUUUUGAUUUUCCAAAUGAUGCUUCUUUUUCCAGGCCUUGAUUAAUACAAAAAAUCAAUUAUUUUUCUUCAUUUUGUUGCAACUUUUUUACUUUUUUUUUUUAUAUAUAAAAAAAGUUUAGAUGAAUUGGUUUCUACAGCUCCUUAGAGUCGAAUCAGGAUAGGUCUCAAGACUCAAACUUGCAUACUCAUUAUAUAUAGUUGUGUAUAGAAUAUGGUUGUAAUUGUUAUUACUACUAAAUAAUUUGAAGUUGUAAAGAACUAGUCUUUUUGAGACUAUAUA
Molecule: messenger RNA, 1163 nt
Organism: Cicer arietinum (chickpea)
Lineage: Eukaryota; Viridiplantae; Streptophyta; Magnoliopsida; Fabales; Fabaceae
Product: dof zinc finger protein DOF3.5
Biological process (GO): regulation of DNA-templated transcription
Molecular function (GO): DNA-binding transcription factor activity; DNA binding
Source: RefSeq, a predicted model, not a curated record